Molecule: messenger RNA, 2446 nt
Organism: Juglans microcarpa x Juglans regia
Lineage: Eukaryota; Viridiplantae; Streptophyta; Magnoliopsida; Fagales; Juglandaceae
Product: glycerol-3-phosphate dehydrogenase [NAD(+)] GPDHC1, cytosolic
Exons: 5
Coding region: 928-2316 (462 amino acids)
Biological process (GO): carbohydrate metabolic process; glycerol-3-phosphate catabolic process
Cellular component (GO): cytosol; glycerol-3-phosphate dehydrogenase (FAD) complex
Molecular function (GO): NAD binding; glycerol-3-phosphate dehydrogenase [NAD(P)+] activity
Source: RefSeq, a predicted model, not a curated record
GUUCCCCAAUCAAUGCAUGCCCCUCUCUCUCUCUGUCUCUCUCUCGUACUUGUAUCAAGCACAGGCAAAUGUGAACACAGACAGCUAGCUGCUGUAAUUCACCGUUUCCGCGUUUCCAUUCCAUGCACUUUUCAUGCAUUAGUCUUUGGAUUUGUUUUGGUUUUCUAAGCUUUUCCUCCAACAAUGCCGGCUUAUUUAUGAGUUAAAACAGUCUUGGAGUCUGCGGUGGGUCUAGACUGAUAGAAUUCAAGUGAACGGCACCCCGUCAAGUUGAAGCCAAAGCUUUGUAGUUACCCACAAGGUUGUUCCUUGUUGACUUUGGACUUUAAAAGCCUGUUUUUUUUUUUUUUUUUCCUUUCUUCUUGGUUUUUAGUUUUGGUAGAUGAACAAACUCGGACGGAGAACACAAUGUUGCAUUUGAAUACUAUUUGUGUCCUUUCUUUUCAAGUAUAUAUGUGCUGCUUAGGAAUUUUGAGGAAAUAAAUAGACUCGUAUGAAUUAUGGGAUCCCAUUCUUGUGUUAUUCUAUUUCUGCUGCAUUCUGGGUUAGAAGAAAAUCUCACGAUUGGUAGGUCUGAACAUCUGGGCGGAAUCAUCAAAGAUUAGUUUUGGUAUUGGUGAAAGAAAUCAACCAAUAACAUUUAGUUCUUUCAAUGCGACCUGCAACUUGAGAAGUGGGAUUUGUCGUUUCAAGCAGGGAUUCGAAUAGUUUGGGGUUGGGAGUUGGCACAGAAAAAACCAUAUCAAAAUUUGAGUUGGGUUGUCCUUAGAAUUCUGGUACAGAGCAAAAAGUUUUCACAUUUAUCGAAACUCAGACCUUCAAAUCAAGGAAAAAGGGCCACUCGAUUGCUACAGUUGAAGACUUUGGUCUUCUUUACUGGUGUUGACUACUGAUCUAUUAGUACUGUUGGGUUUACUGUGAAAGAAAAUGGUGGGAAGCAUUGAGGAAAUGGGUCGUAAUUACUCAAAUGGAUCUAUUCAGAACUGUAAUGGUUUGGAAGAGAAGCUUGACGAGUUCCGUUGCCUUCUUCGCAAGGCUGAUGGUGAUCCGCUGAGGAUUGUUGGUGUUGGGGCAGGUGCUUGGGGAAGCGUUUUUGCAGCUUUGCUGCAAGAUAAUUACGGACAAUAUAGAGAGAAGGUCCAAAUCAGAAUAUGGAGAAGGCCCGGAAGAGCUGUCGAUAGAACCACAGCUGAACAUCUUUUUGAAGUUAUCAAUUCGAGGGAGGAUGUGUUGAGGAGGUUAAUUCGGCGCUGUGCGUACUUGAAGUAUGUUGAGGCCAGACUAGGUGACCGGACUCUAUAUGCAGAUGAGAUUCUGAAAGAUGGCUUUUGCUUGAACAUGAUUAAUACACCCCUUUGUCCUUUGAAGGUUGUGACUAAUUUGCAGGAGGCUGUUUGGGAUGCCGAUAUUGUGGUCAAUGGCUUGCCUUCCACAGAAACUCGUGAGGUGUUUGAAGAGAUCAGUCAUUAUUGGAAGGAGAGAAUCACAAUUCCUAUCAUCAUCUCGUUGGCAAAGGGCAUUGAGGCUGCAUUGGAUCCUGUUCCCCAUAUAAUAACUCCCACACAAAUGAUUAACCGAGCAACUGGAGUACCUAUGGAGAAAAUACUUUAUCUUGGCGGACCAAAUAUUGCAUCAGAAAUUUACAACAAGGAAUAUGCUAAUGCUCGAAUUUGUGGAGCUGAGAAGUGGAGGAAACCUCUUGCAAAAUUUUUGAGACAACCUCAUUUUAUUGUCUGGGAUAACAGUGACCUUGUCACACAUGAAGUCAUGGGUGGCCUGAAGAAUGUCUAUGCUAUUGGAGCUGGGAUGGUAGCAGCGCUUACCAAUGAGAGUGCUACCAGCAAAUCUGUGUAUUUUGCACAUUGUACAUCGGAGAUGAUAUUCAUUACCCAUUUGUUGGCUGAAGAACCAGAGAAGCUUGCAGGGCCUUUGCUGGCUGAUACAUAUGUAACCUUGUUAAAAGGUCGCAAUGCAUGGUAUGGCCAAAUGUUAGCCAAGGGUGAGCUAAGCCUGGAUAUGGGUGAUAGCAUCAGUGGCAAAGGAAUGAUUCAGGGUGUCUCUGCAGUGGAAGCCUUUUAUGAACUUUUGAGUCAGUCUAGCCUAAAUGUGCUGCAUCCUGAAGAAAACAAGCCUGUAGCUCCUGUAGAGCUUUGCCCCAUCUUAAAGACACUCUACAAAAUACUGAUCUUAAGGGAACAGUCAUCACAAGCUAUUCUAAAAGCACUGAGGGACGAAAACUUGAACGAUCCCCGGGAACGCAUUGAGAUUGCGCAGACCCAUGCUUUCUACAAGCCUUCACUUCUUGGACAACCUUGAAUAUUACAGGUCUCCCAUAGUGAAAGAAGCAUUUGUUAUAUAUAAAAGACGUGAUGAACAGAAACAUAUAUAUAUUUUGCUAUUGUAAUAGAUUGAUUUAAUACCUAAUUUAUCUAAGUAAUUGGAUUUA